AACUUCAAACUUUUUUGAAGUCUCAAUUCAUCUAGGCGCAACGCGGACAGCACCAGCUUCUCGACGCGUUUCCACCGAUUCUCAGUGAUCCCCAGACACCCACCUACACCUCCACUCUCUUCUGCACCUAGCUCUAAGAACAACGCAAGUAUGGCCGACGAUCUACUUCAAAUGUUUCAGAGCAUCACCACCAGCGACCACGACGAGCUGGUGGACCAAUUCGCGCAUUUACUGCAGCUGGACAUCCACACGGCCACUUUCUUCCUCGAGUCGUGCAAUUGGAACGUGGAGACAGCGGCGAAUAACUAUUUGGCCACAAUGGAGGCCUCAGGCGGCCCCAGGAUUAACCCCAUGGAAGGAAUGGACAUAGCCGAUGACCUCGACAUGGAGGACGAUGCAGACACAGCCAAUAGACAGCAGCACCAGCAGCCCAACUCUGCCUCGUACCAAGCGCAGUUCAUCAGCGACCUGUCGGCCUCACAAGCCACGCUUUUUGCCCCCGAUACCCCUGUGCACAUGCAAUGGAGUUUUGUGAACACUGGUAGUGAACCGUGGCCAGAGGAUACACGUCUGUUAUUUGCGCAAGGCGAUAGCUUCAAAGGGCCAGAGCAGAUUCCAGUGGCAGCGCCAGCAGGUCAGCGGAUAGACAUACACGCACCGCUGUGCAUGCCGUCGGAGCCUGGUUCGUAUGCAGGAAGCUGGAGACUGCACUGCUCUAGUGGAUUUUUUGGCGACCCGGUGUGGGUAGUGGUCAAUGUAGGCACUCACGAAGCUGCAACGGCCUUUGCAUUGCAGCAACAGCAACAGGCUGCUGCAGCUGCAGGCGCUGACCCGCCCAAGCUCCAAUUUGCAGAAGGUGAUCGACAGCCAUCACCUUCGUCGGCUGUAGUGGAGGAUAUGGAUCUAUAGUGACAGCAUUUCGAUUCCUUGAAGAGCUAGGACCGAGAGUACGAAGCGAAAGCGAGAAGAAAAGGCCACGCUAGCUCAUUUUGAAUGGGUCUACAGUGGAAAGAGUGAAAAUAUAUGGAUUUUUCAUAAGAGAUAAAAAAGAAUG
This is a messenger RNA of Phytophthora nicotianae INRA-310, 1054 nucleotides long. RefSeq lists its product as hypothetical. The transcript has 3 exons. Gene Ontology annotation, molecular function: protein binding. The record is from RefSeq and is a predicted model, not a curated record. NCBI's taxonomy places the organism in Eukaryota, Oomycota, Peronosporomycetes, Peronosporales, Peronosporaceae. The coding region runs from base 151 to 909 and encodes 252 amino acids.